ACAAAAUUAACCUUUCCGGGAACGCAUAUAUAAAAGCAAGGCAGGACGGACAGAGAGCGUCCCAUUCCUCAUUCCUUCUUCCAUUCCUGCAUUCCUUGUAGAAAAAUGGCUCAUUCCCUUGCCAUAGAAGAGUUUGAGGCGCUCACACGAGCUUUCUCAGGAUUUGGCGUGGACGAGAAAUCCAUAAUCACAGUAUUAUCAAAAUGGCACCCCGAACAGCGGAAAUCAUUCCGGAAGAGCUGCCCCCAAUUUUUCAAAGAGGAUGAUCGGUUCUUUGAGAGGUGGGAAGAUUAUCACAUCAGUAUAUUGGAAAGGGAAUUUGCCCGAUUUAAGAAAGCCAUGAUACUAUGCACUUUGCAUCCAUCGGAAAGAGACGCUCGCUUGGCUUAUGAAGUCAUACACAAGGGCCAGCCAUUGGGCAUCCUUAUAGAGAUCGCUUGCACCCGAUCGUCCGAAGAGCUCUUGGGUGCGAGGAGGGCAUAUCAUUCCCUUUUCAACCACUCUCUUGAGGAAGACGUCGCUUAUCAUGUCAGGGGAGCCAACCGAAGUCUCUUGGUUGCAUUGGUGAGCUCUUAUAGAUAUGAGGGAACAUGUGUGAAAAAAGAGAUUGCGGGAUCAGAGGCCAAGACCCUCGGUAAGGCUAUUAAGGAAGCGAGCAUGAAGAAGCUCAUCGAAAAUGAAGAUGUGGUAAGGAUUCUAUCUACAAGAAGCAAGUUACAGCUCAAAGUUACCUUCGACGAGUACAAGGAGAUGUUCGGGGAGGCCAUUGACAAGGUACAAUGACCAAACCAUCACAACAUUACCAUGUUUCCAAUGCAUCGCGUGAUUUUCAGCUGUCCUGUUUGGGAACUAUAGAAGAAGAAGGAAAAAAAAAAAACGAUUUCCAUGGAUAUACAGUUUUCCCUUGCUUAAAAAAAAUUGUAGGAAUCAAGAUCAAUUUUAAUUUCCAAAGUUUCACUAAAAAACAUGGACAUUGAUUCCUUUAAAAGAAAACAUAAGUUGUCAUCCAAAAAAGAUUUUGUAGGAGUUUCCAUGUCCACAUUUUGGAUCCUUUUUAUCCAAACAGACAUGGUUAGUUACUUUGAAGGUAUCUAACUAUCCUCUCAUUUGGUAUGGUUGAAAGUGGAGGUUUUUAUGCUGUUUGACAAAGCUAAUUGAUGUCUGAACUCAACUGGAUUGAUUUGCAUAUGAACACUUUCCAUUCCAGAAAGUGAAAUAGUAAAACCGAAAUAUUAUAUACUCCGUACUAAAAUUCCCAAAAUUUUAAAAAUGUCUGUUAAUUAUUCGUCACAGCCUUUUGUGUCUCUCAGCUUACAGCUUAUUGGUGUAACAUGUUAGGAUAUAGAGGACUUGAGCUUACAAGAGACGGUCCAAUGCCUGAGCUCUGCUCCGAAGUAUUUCAGCAAGACACUGGACAUGGCUUUAAAGGAUGGUGUGAGUGAGAGCACGAAAGAAGCACUCACCCGAGUGAUUGUGACCCGUGCCGACGUUGACAUGAAGGAGAUCAAAGAGGAGUACCAAAAGGUCUAUGGAGUUCCCCUUGCCUUCAAAAUCGAAGAGAUAACAUGUGGGAACUAUAGGGACUUCUUGCUUGCUUUGGCUGGAAGAUCAAUCUAACAGGGCACCUUCAUCUGCUUACUUUGAAAAAUCAUGUUCUGAGUCCCGAAAAUCCUUGCUUUACCGGUUCUUGUUCUACAGUUGAUGUUACGGUGACAUGCCCUUGUUUUGGUUGUGGAUGGUGGUAUUGUGUGGGUGACAUUUAAGGCUAUGUUCUAUUUCAAUAAUAUAUCACCAUCAUCAUACAG
Magnolia sinica is the source of this 1805-nucleotide messenger RNA. RefSeq names its product annexin D4-like. The transcript is spliced from 5 exons. Gene Ontology annotation, molecular function: calcium-dependent phospholipid binding; calcium ion binding. The record is from RefSeq and is a predicted model, not a curated record. Gene Ontology annotation, cellular component: cytoplasm. Lineage: Eukaryota; Viridiplantae; Streptophyta; Magnoliopsida; Magnoliales; Magnoliaceae. Bases 106 to 783 code for a protein of 225 amino acids.